CCGGCCGGCCCUUGGCUUUUCGCUCGCUCGCUCUCCUUGGCCCGCCAGUUUAACCAGGUCUCCCACUCCACUGCCUCUUCUCGCCGCCGCGCCUGCUGCUACUACUAUUGCUACCACUAACACUCAGAAUUUCGCUCCCAUCCGUCAUCAGCACCUCACAAUCUCUUCUUCGCCUCUUCCCACAUCCCACCACGCGACUUUCUUCGGACGUUGCUGCAAUCCCUCUGUCCUCUCUCCGUUUGACAGCCAACGUUCCGUUGAAUCUCGUUUGAAAAUUUCCUACCCCUGUUCUAAACUUGCCUUUCCUGGCAACGUCAUAAUCUAAAGCCCCACUACCCACAACCACCAACGACAUCGGAUUGUUGCAAUCACGCUUCUCCCCCACCAAAAGUUAGACGCAACUCCCGUUUUCACUCCGCCCGUUACAAUCUUCACCCUGAGCUCAGACGCAUAACCAUUCUCCGGCGCACAAGAUGGGUCAGACUCUUUCCGAGCCCGUCGUCGACAAGACGUCGGAUUCGGGCCACAAUAAUCGUCUCGCAUAUGGAUUCUCGUGCAUGCAAGGAUGGCGUAUCAGCAUGGAAGACGCCCACGCUUGUAUCUUAGAUCUAAAGCCUGAAGGCGAGGAUGAGCCAAAUGGCGUAGGAUCGGAUAAGACCCCCUACAGCUUUUUUGGUGUCUAUGACGGCCACGGAGGUGACCGUGUUGCUAUCUAUUGUGGAGAGAACGUGCACAAGAUCAUUGCAAGACAGGAAGCGUUCAAGCGUGGUGACAUUGAACAAGCCCUCAAGGACGGCUUUCUUGCAACAGACCGAGCAAUACUUGCGGAUCAUCGGUACCAGGAAGAGGUUUCUGGUUGUACGGCCUCGGUCGGCAUCAUCUCAAAAGACAAAAUCUUUGUUGGCAAUGCGGGUGACUCGCGAACCGUUCUCGGCGUCAAGGGCCGAGCAAAGCCGCUGUCUUUUGACCACAAGCCGCAAAACGAGGGCGAGAAAGCAAGAAUAUGUGCCGCAGGCGGUUUCGUCGACUUUGGACGAGUCAAUGGCAACCUCGCGUUGUCCCGUGCCCUCGGUGACUUCGAAUUCAAAAAGAGCCCCGAGCUUUCGCCCGAGCAGCAAAUCGUGACCGCUUUUCCGGACGUUAUUGUGCACGACAUUUCUGAUGACGACGAGUUCCUAGUCAUCGCCUGUGACGGUAUCUGGGAUUGCCAAUCAUCUCAGGCUGUGAUUGAGUUUGUGCGCCGUGGCAUUGCCGCGAAGCAGCCCUUGGAAUCGAUUUGCGAGAAUAUGAUGGACAACUGCUUGGCCUCUAACAGCGACACUGGUGGUGUCGGGUGCGAUAACAUGACCAUGGUCAUUGUCGCCUUGCUUCGAGGAGAGGAGAGCAUGGAUGACUGGUACAAGAAGGUUGCGGACCGGGUAGCUAAUGGCGAUGGCCCUUGCGCUCCGCCCGAGUAUGGCAAGUCCUUUGAACACCUCAAACCCCCGUGCCAUCGAAUCUCGGAAGAUUACGAUGUCGACAUGGACCACCGCGGUCACCGAUUUGGCGAGCGGUCUGGCCGCAUCAUCUUGCUCGGUGAUGGGACCGAGGUCUUGACCGACUCCGACGAUGCAGAGAUGUUUGACCAUUCUGAGGAAGACAAGGACCUCGCGAGCCAGGUUGACAAACGCCAUGCCAACUCGGACGAAGACAAUGCGGACGCGGAGAAGGAGAAGGAGCAACCCGCAGCGGAAUCUCACGAAUCUUCGGGCCCUUCUCAAGAAUCAUCCACUUCUGAGGAGCACAAGCCUUCUUCUGACAAAUAG
This is a messenger RNA of Xylona heveae TC161, 1805 nucleotides long. RefSeq names its product PP2C-domain-containing protein. The record is from RefSeq and is a predicted model, not a curated record. Gene Ontology annotation, molecular function: protein serine/threonine phosphatase activity; cation binding. Gene Ontology annotation, biological process: protein dephosphorylation. The transcript has 7 exons. Bases 474 to 1805 code for a protein of 443 amino acids. NCBI's taxonomy places the organism in Eukaryota, Fungi, Ascomycota, Xylonomycetes, Xylonales, Xylonaceae.